Molecule: messenger RNA, 1291 nt
Organism: Adineta steineri
Lineage: Eukaryota; Metazoa; Rotifera; Eurotatoria; Adinetida; Adinetidae
Source: the annotation of a GenBank genome assembly
UACGGAAUUAAAAUAUUGAAUACAAUGAAGUUAUAUUAUCGUAAAAAGCACUUGUUCAUAAAUCUCUUUAGAAAAAUUUUUUAUUUCUAUGCUAUCUUUAAGAGUAUAUCGGUCAUAAUCUACAGGAUCAUAUUUCUAUUCCCAUAUAUAUCUUAAUAUUCCUCUGACAUCGUAUCUCACAAAAGUUUUAAAGACCAUUUACAUCUGACUUUCGCGGCAUCGCAUCUAUCUGGUUAUGUCUUGAUUUUGUGAAAUAAUGAAUUCCAGUGAGAUAGAAAAAUAAUAUAUUCUAUUCAGAGAUGUUGAACAUUGCAGAAUCGGCUCUGGCUUUGUGAUUAUUCGUGGAACAGAAUGACAGUUUGUCGAAUCGAACUUUAUGAAGAAGAAAAAUUCGAUGAUUAACGCUUUCACGUCCUUUUACAUUCUUCCAACUGUAUUUCGUCAUUUUAUCCUAUGGCACUUUAAAAUUUUGUUAUUUUUAUUUUUAAUGCAUUCUGUCGACGAAAACUCUUUGUUAGUUUUGAUUUUGUACGAAGAAGAUUCUAUUUAUUUUUUUCCAACCCUAUUAAAAUGCAUUAAAAAAAGGAAGUUAUUUUUCCAAGAAUUUAUUUAAUGAUGGAUUGUCAAUAGUUACAUGACUUCUCAAUCACUAUCUAAACAAAACUCGACGAGAGUAUAAAAGUGUACUAUUUUCAGUAGUUAGACAUGUAUAAUAUUUCACAGCUUCGAAUACAAAUCAUGGCAUCAAACUGUACAACUAGCAUUACACAAAUAAUGUUUAUUCUAUUCAGUAAGUUCUGUUAUAUUACUAUUCUAUGAAUAUUAGAAAUAUAUAUAUAUCCAUUUUGUUCUUGCAGAUUUUAUCUUAUUGAUUUCAAUUAAUACAGUUGAUAAUUUUACUGUAUUAGACUUGUCGACGGAUAGGAAUGAUUUAAUGGAAAGUUCAACAGAUUCUCCAUCAAUAAAUGAGCAGACGGAUGCUUAUACAUUCUCUCAGAACGAUUCGAUAACUAUACAAAAUACUAGUGAUGAAACAGUUUUCGAAACGACAACAACAACCAGUAAGAGUGAAGUUUCUAGAGGUAUACCUAGAGCACAACAAGUCAAAGCAGUGACUACUUCUUAUGGAUCAGAUUCAAGUUCAAGUUCAGGACCGUCAGGUGGAACUAUUGCUGGAAUAGUUAUUGGUAUCAUAGUUCUUCUUUGUUGUUGCGGUAUAUGCUGUGGAUGUUACAAGAAGAAGACUGGUCAUCUGGAAACUCGUCAGGUUCAGGUUUGGGUAGAACACUAA